AUGCAGAGACCUCUCCUAGCUAGGCUCAGCGGCGCGCGAUGGCCAUUUUCGGUACAACGUGUACUGACAUCAAAAUGUGUCAAUCGCACAGGCAUUACGGCCCCCUGCCAUCAACGACUUUAUUCCCAGCCGCGGGUCUUGAUACCCGAGGAGUCUAGACCUAGAGCCAAUGCAUCAUUCAAGACGGAUCAGAAGGUCGGCCAGGUACCACUUUUCAUUGACAACAAGCCAGUCGCUUCUCAGGCAACCCAGUUCAUCGAUAUACACGACCCAAGUACGAACGAGAUUGUCGGGCGCGUACCAGAGAUCACAACAACCGAGUUUGAGGAUGCAGUGUCUUCGGCGGAAAAGGCAUUCCCAAAAUGGCGGGCGACGAGUGUGCUAGCGAGGCAACAAGUAAUGUUCAAAUUCGUGUCCCUCAUUCGCGAGAAUUGGGACCGUUUAGCUGAGAGCAUUACUUUGGAACAAGGAAAAACUCUGCCAGACGCGCGCGGAGACGUACUUCGGGGCUUGCAAGUAGCUGAAGCAGCUUGCGCCGCACCCGAACUGCUCAAGGGAGAAGUGCUCGAAAUGUCCCAAGACAUGGAAACAAGGACUUACCGAGAGCCGUUGGGAGUCGUGGCAGCUAUUUGCCCAUUCAAUUUUCCUGCCAUGAUUCCUCUCUGGUCGAUACCAAUUGCUGCUAUCACUGGAAACACCCUCAUCUUGAAGCCCUCUGAGCGCGCUCCAGGUGCAGCCAUGAUCUUAGCAGAGCUUGCAAGAGACGCAGGCUUUCCAGAAGGCGUGUUGAACAUAGUCCAUGGAGGGCUGAAGACGGUCGAUUCCAUCCUAGAACACCCUGCCAUCAAAGCUGUCAGUUUCGUUGGCGGAAAUCGGGCAGGUGAAUAUAUAUUCACCAAAGGCUCUGCACAUGGCAAGCGCGUGCAAGCUAACCUAGGCGCCAAAAAUCAUGCUGUUGCUCUCCCCGACUGCGAUAAGCUUCAUUUCAUCAACAGCGUCGUUGGUGCUGCGUUCGGCGCUGGCGGACAGCGCUGCAUGGCACUGAGCACGGUGAUAGUCGAGGCAUCCAGAACACUCAAGGUCGACAAUGGCUUCCAAAAUGGUACAGACCUUGGGCCAGUCAUAUCGACUCAGAGCUUGCAGCGUAUAGAGGGCCUUAUUCAGAGCGCCGAAGAUGAAGGGGCUACUAUUUUGCUUGAUGGACGAGGAUACAAGCCGGACAACAAGGACUAUUCCAAUGGAAACUGGAUUGCACCAACAAUUAUUUCGAACGUGUCACCAGAGAUGCGAUGCCAUCGCGAAGAAAUAUUUGGGCCAGUUCUCCUGUGUAUUGAAACCCAGACACUUGAGGAUGCGAUAUCUUUGAUUAACCAAAAUGAGUACGGUAAUGGGACAGCCAUUUUCACACGAUCUGGCCCUGCAGCAGAAAAGUUCCGACGAAACAUUGAGGCGGGGCAAGUCGGUAUCAACGUCCCAAUACCCGUACCUCUGCCCAUGUUUUCUUUCACCGGGAACAAGAAGAGCGUGGCAGGUGGUGGUGCAAGCACUUUUUACGGGCGGCCUGGCAUCGCAUUCUACACACAGCAGAAGACUGUCACAUCAUUGUGGAGGAGCAAAAACGACGAAUCCAAGAAAGCCCUUGUAUCUAUGCCAACUCAAUCAUGA
Messenger RNA from Pestalotiopsis fici W106-1, 1665 nucleotides. Its product is annotated as Methylmalonate-semialdehyde dehydrogenase. Gene Ontology annotation, molecular function: methylmalonate-semialdehyde dehydrogenase (acylating, NAD+) activity; malonate-semialdehyde dehydrogenase (acetylating, [NAD(P)+]) activity. The record is from RefSeq and is a predicted model, not a curated record. The transcript has 3 exons. The coding region runs from base 1 to 1665 and encodes 554 amino acids. Gene Ontology annotation, cellular component: mitochondrion. Gene Ontology annotation, biological process: L-valine catabolic process; thymine catabolic process. Lineage: Eukaryota; Fungi; Ascomycota; Sordariomycetes; Amphisphaeriales; Sporocadaceae.